AUGGGUAUUUCAGGAUUAUUACCACAAUUAAAGACCAUACAAAAUCCCGUAUCCUUGCGAAGAUAUGAAGGUCAAACCCUAGCAAUCGAUGGCUAUGCAUGGCUACACAGAGCUGCUUUUUCAUGUGCAUAUGAGUUGGCAAUGGAUAUACCAACUGAUAGAUAUCUCCAAUUUUUUAUUAAAAAGUUCAGUAUGUUAAGAACCUUUAAUAUUGAACCAUAUUUAGUGUUUGAUGGCGACAGCCUUCCUGUAAAGAAGAACACAGAAAAAAAAAGACGAACAAAGAGAGAUGAUAGUAAAGAAAUUGCUAUAAGAUUAUGGAAUGCGGGGGAAAAACGGAAUGCCAUGGACUAUUUUCAAAAAUCUGUAAGUAUUACACCUGAAAUGGCAAAAUGCAUUAUUGAUUAUUGUAAGAACAAUCAUAUCCGGUACAUAGUUGCACCAUUUGAAGCAGAUUCACAGAUGGUUUAUCUUGAAAAGAAAGGAAUUGUACAAGGCAUUAUAUCCGAGGAUUCAGAUCUUCUUAUAUUUGGUUGCCAAAGACUAAUCACAAAAUUAAAUGACUAUGCUGAGUGUAUCGAAAUCUGUAGUUUAGAUUUUGGUAAAUUAACAGUCAAAUUUCCGUUAGGAAAAUUGACACCUUUAGAAAUGAUUGCCAUGGUAUGUCUAUCUGGCUGUGAUUAUACUGAUGGAAUCCCAAAAAUUGGCUUAGUUAAUGCGAUGAAACUAAUUCAACAACAUCAUAGCAUGGAUCGAAUCUUGCUAAAUCUAAGACGAGCUGGUAAACAUAAUAUACCUGAAAAUUUUGAGCAAGAAUAUAAGAAUGCAACAUUUGCAUUUCAAUUCCAGAGAGUAUUUUGCCCUAUUGGGCAGAAACUAGUUCAUCUAAACGAUAUUUCUCCAAAAUAUGCUAAACUACAAGGAGAUAUGAUUACAAUAUUAUACUCCUGUAUUGGCCCCGUUAUUCAUAAAGACAAAGCAACAAAAGAAAUAAUUAUUGACGAUAGCGAUAUUGAUCAUGAAACUCACUCCAGACUUGCCUUAGGUGAACUCCAUCCACGAGAUUACUCAAAACCAUUGAUAAAUAGAGAAAUUAAAUUACAAUUAUCUUCAAAAUCUAUACAGCUACCAGAUGGCUCUGGAAAUCAAUUUCGAACCUCGAUGGACACCCAAAAACAAAUCGAUGGGUUUUUCCACAAAACUCAGACAAAAAGUAAAAUUAGUACGUCAGACAAAAUAAAAAAACAAAUGCUGGCAAAUAAAACAAAUAGCAUUAAUAUCACAGAUAAAUUAAACUUUUUAGUUCAAAAACGAAAGCUAAGCAAUAAGAAUUACUAUGAAGUAUCUGCUAAUGAAAAUUCAUCAGAAUUUCCUAAAAAGAAGAGUAAAUAUUUUAAGCAAAUAACAAAAUCUGGUAGUGAUAGUUUGGUAAAUGUAGAAAUAUCUACUACCCAACUAAUUAAACCAACUGAUAAUAAUUUAAUGGACAGUGAUGCUCCUAUUUCUACUACAGAUGAUUAUAUUGAGACAGAAGUUCCUGAAUCUGAACUUCCAACUGAAAUUCCAAGUUCUAUUAACUUGAAUAGUCAUAAUCUCGAUUCUGAUCCUGACUUCUUCAAUUUAGUGGAGAGCCAUUUAAAACAACCAACUACAAAGAUUUCAAAUAUUAAUACUUUUAAAUUAAAGGCUUCAACUAAACUGGAAGAAAAACUAGGCGACGAUGACGAUGAAGAAGAAGAUAAUAUCCCUGAGCCUGAAGAAUAUUUCGAAAAAAUUAAAGCUAAAACUAAAUAUAAUGACAAAAAAGAUCCUUCUAUUAAGAAAAAUAAUUCUAAAAAAGAUACCAAUAUUCCAAACAAUGGCGUAAUAGUCAGUAGCUCUUCCAAUAGAACACUUUGCGGCUCAACUAACUUAUUGUCACAUUAUAGAUAUGCAAUCGACGACACUUCAAAUUGUAAUGACAAGCCAUCAACGAGUUUGAAAGUUUCUUCAUCCAGAAAACCACUCACUGAAUCUAACGUUAAUAUUCAUCGUAGUCAUUCUUCCAAGAAUAGCAUAUCCACUGAAAAUUCUAAGUUUACCAGUACAAAGCAUACUUUACUUGGUAAUAAAACUCAGCAUAUUAUUAUCAAAGCUAAAGCAACACAAAGAUCUGCUACAAUGAAAGAAUGUGUGAAAAUUGAAAAGCAACCACAUGAAAGGUCUGCAAAAAGAUCAGUAUCAUUAUUGUCACAAUAUAUUUAUAGAGAUAAAUAG
Molecule: messenger RNA, 2256 nt
Organism: Henningerozyma blattae CBS 6284
Lineage: Eukaryota; Fungi; Ascomycota; Saccharomycetes; Saccharomycetales; Saccharomycetaceae
Gene: EXO1
Product: Rad2 family nuclease EXO1
Exons: 1
Coding region: 1-2256 (751 amino acids)
Biological process (GO): mismatch repair; DNA double-strand break processing; DNA recombination
Cellular component (GO): nucleus
Molecular function (GO): metal ion binding; DNA binding; 5'-flap endonuclease activity
Source: RefSeq, a predicted model, not a curated record